Messenger RNA from Vitis vinifera (wine grape), 1951 nucleotides. RefSeq lists its product as uncharacterized. The record is from RefSeq and is a predicted model, not a curated record. Gene Ontology annotation, molecular function: DNA binding. The transcript is spliced from 2 exons. Bases 311 to 1951 code for a protein of 546 amino acids. Lineage: Eukaryota; Viridiplantae; Streptophyta; Magnoliopsida; Vitales; Vitaceae.
CGCGUUGAGGCAUUAAAAAUAAAGCGAAACACCUGAAAGGCGUACGCUUUUCUGGUGAGGCGUGAUUGAGGCGCGCUUUGAUCGCGCCUUUCACGCUUUUCCGAUGAGGCGUACGCUUCGUCGGAUCCGAUGUGGCAAUGAACAGAGAUUUAAAAAAAAACCCUAAGUAAUCCCUAAAACCCCAAUCCUGACUGAAAACAAACCCAAAACGAAACCCUACCUCUUCCAAUCAAGCGGCGACGGAGUGCUCACCCUCGGCGGCGACCAAUCGUAGCGAUCUUCUCUGGCGACAAUCCCUCUCAUCUCCAGAAUGAGUUCCUCCGAUUCGAAAAAUUCAAGAAAAGAUUUUGUGUGGAAGUAUGUGAUUGAAGUUUCUGGAGAGCAAUAUUUAAGAUGUAAAUUUUGCAAUCAAAGAUGUACGGGAGGGGUGAAUAGAUUAAAGCAUCACUUAGCCGGAACUCAUCAUGGUAUGAAACCAUGCAGCAAAGUUAGUGAAGAUGCUAGAUUGGAAUGCAAAGAAGCAUUGGCCAAUUUUAAGGAUCAAAAAACAAAGAGAAAUGAAUUGUUCCAAGAAAUUGGUAUAGGUCCAACUUCAAUGCAUGAGAGUGCCUUGUCUAAAACAAUAGGGACAUUAGGGAGUGGGAGUGGGAGUGGGAGUGGGAGUGUAAGUGGGAGUGGGGAACCUAUUCCUAGGGGACCCAUGGAUAAAUUUACUACUUCACAACCUAGACAAAGUAUUUUGAAUUCAAAGUGGAAGCAAGAAGAAAGGAAGGAAGUGUGUAGAAAAAUUGGUAGAUUUAUCUAUUCAAAAGGUCUCCCAUUCAACACUGUGAAUGAUCCUUAUUGGUUUCCUAUGAUAGAUGUUGUUGCAAACUUUGGGCCCGGGUUUAAGCCUCCAUCUAUGCACGAAUUGAGGACAUGGAUUCUUAAAGAAGAGGUGAAUGACCUAAGUAUCAUUAUAGAAGAUCACAAAAAAGCUUGGAAACAAUAUGGAUGUUCAAUUAUGUCAGAUGGUUGGACAGAUGGAAAAAGUAGGUGUCUUAUCAAUUUUUUGGUGAAUAGUCCUGCUAGCACUUGGUUUAUGAAAUCAAUUGAUGCUUCUGAUACAAUAAAAAAUGGGGAAAAUAUGUUCAAAUAUCUUGAUGAGAUGGUUGAAGAAAUUGGAGAGGAGAAUAUUGUGCAAGUCAUCACUAAUAAUGCCUCUAAUUAUGUGAAUGCUGGAAUGAGGCUUAUGGAAAAAAGGAGUAGAUUGUGGUGGACUCCUUGUGCUGCUCAUUGCAUUGAUUUGAUGUUGGAGGAUAUUGGAAAGCUAAAUGUUCAUGCUACUACACUUUCUCGAGCUAGGCAAGUUGUGAAGUUUAUAUAUGGGCAUACUUGGAUUCUUAGCUUGAUGAGAACAUUUACAAAAAAUCAUGCACUUAUUCGUCCAGCAAUUACACGGUUUGCUACUGCAUUUCUUACUCUCCAAAGUCUUUAUAAGCAAAAGCAAGCUCUUAUAGCAAUGUUCUCCUCAGAAAAAUGGUGUUCAAGCACAUGGGCUAAAAAGGUAGAAGGUGUGAAAACUCGAAGUACAGUGUUGUUUGAUCCAAAUUUUUGGCCUCAUGUUGCUUUUUGCAUAAAGACCACUGUUCCAUUAGUUAGUGUCUUGAGAGAGGUUGAUUCAGAGGAAAGACCAGCCAUGGGUUAUAUUUAUGAGUUGAUGGAUUCAGCUAAGGAGAAGAUUGCAUUUAAUUGUCGGGGCAUGGAGAGAAAAUAUGGCCCAAUUUGGAGAAAAAUUGAUGCAAGAUGGACUCCGCAACUUCAUCGACCUUUACAUGCAGCAGGCUAUUAUCUUAAUCCUCAAUUGCGGUAUGGAGAUAAGUUCUCUAAUGUUGAUGAGGUGAGGAAGGGAUUAUUUGAAUGCAUGGAUAGGAUGUUGGAUUAUCAAGAACAUUCAGUUGGACUCAUAUGA